This is a messenger RNA of Acyrthosiphon pisum (pea aphid), 2297 nucleotides long. RefSeq lists its product as uncharacterized. The record is from RefSeq and is a predicted model, not a curated record. The transcript has 6 exons. Bases 1094 to 2281 code for a protein of 395 amino acids. NCBI's taxonomy places the organism in Eukaryota, Metazoa, Arthropoda, Insecta, Hemiptera, Aphididae.
GUUAAUAGUUAUUGAAUAUUAACAAAAUUAACAUUAAAAGGUAUUUAUUUAUGAUUAUAAAUUAUUCAUGGUAAAUCGACUUUAGGGCUAUUAGUUUAUGAGAUAUAAAUAUUAAAAUUUAGAUGAGCGGAGUAGUGGACAUACAUUUGGCAAUUGGCGGGGCAAGCCCGUAUCACUCAACUCCGCUCAUCUUAACUUUAAAUACUUAUAAGUUAUAACGCAUAGACUACUCGCACUAAAUUCGAUUUUUAGUAGAAGUAUCGAAAUACUUAGAAAAAUAUUCUACUUUGUAAUAUUAUGAAAUUAAAACUUUGUUGUCAAACAAAAAUUUUAAAAAAGUUAAAAAAAUCUCAGGUAGGGCUAAAGCCCAAUCAGCCCUACCCGUGCGCACGCCUAUGGAUAUAAUAAUAUAAUGCAAGAAUUGGUUUUAAUAUUUUGAAUUUUGUAUAAACCAUGGACAAAGGACAUAUUUAUCAAAAUAUAUAAUAAUAUUUUCCUCUUAUUUUAUUGAUUAUUGAAUAAGUAUGAUGGAAAAAAUCAGGAAAUUAACUAUACUCUGCUCAGCGAGAGACCGCACCGCUUGGCGCGUACCGGCGAAAACUGGUUCCCCGCGUAACACCCUGCCAUUGGGAAACCAGGUUCGAUAGCAUGGUGACGCGGAGAGAUGCGCAGAAUCGGAAUAUAAGUGACGAUGUCUAUUUUUAACAUUAGUGGACGUAAUUUAUAAUUUUAUUAUCGAUAAAAAUAAAACCGCCAGAAUUAAACAGUGUAUAAGGAUACACUGGACAAUCUGCGUAAAUAAUAACCGUUGUCGUCCGAGUCGAUCGCGCUUGUUUACUUUUGGAUAACAUGAAAUGCAAGCACGCAUUAUGAUUGUACUCUGCGUCUACGCAAGUUAGAAGCACACCAUAGCCGUCAUUAAAAGAACAAUUUUUUAUUUGUUGAUUCUGUUAGUGUUCUGUGUUUUAAGUGUUAAAAUGGAAUUUAAAAAGUAUUAUUACGUGAAGAAUGGCCAAGGAAGACAUAACGGUGUAACGUAAGUACACUAUAUAGAUACUUAUUUAUUCAUUAAUUUAUUUUAUCAACUGAAGUGAUGGAUUUAGAAUGUAACAAAACUGUGUACAGAGUCUUAGAAAUUUACCUGACCCCAUUAAUCAAAAACAUACCUUACAGGUACUACAAAUGUAAAUUUGCAAAAAAGUUUUUUUGUAACGCAACUUUGAAGGAACUUCCUAAUGGACAAAAGAUUACAAAUCGAACUCAUAACCACGACGUGGAUUUAAAUGUGGUUCGUAUGGCGCAGUUUAAAAAGCGUUUGGAAAUGAGAUCUGCUACGGAUUUGAUUCCACUGACUCAAAUUUAUGACGAGGAAGCACGCAAUUUUCCAGAAUCAGCCUCAAAUUACACUAAACAUUCGGCUGAGAGUUUUAUGAGAAGGGCAAGGACAUUGUCACUUCCAAUGAUUCCUGAGACCAUAAGUGAUCUGGCCAAUCUAUUUAUAGCCGGAAAUUUAAACCGAUAUAGUGUUGAUGGAGAAGUAGUUUAUAAAGGUUGUGUACAGGAUACAAAUGGCAAGUUUUCUAUAGUAUUUGCAUCACAGUCUCUGAUAACUAAUGCUCUUACUAUGUGUAAGCGAGAGUUACACGCUGAUGCUACUUUUCGAAUAGUCCCUUCAAAGCCCAAAUUUUACCAACUGUUGACAUUACAUGGUAUAAUAGAAAAUCAUAGUAUACCACUAGUUUAUGCUUUGAUGGAGUCUAAAAAGAAAUGUAGUUAUCAAGCUGUGUUGAGUUACAUUAAAACUCAACUUCUUCCAAACUUUAACCCCCGUAAAAUACUAACAGAUUUUGAAACUGGCUUGAGCAAAACAUUGCAAGACUACUUUCCUUCAGCGAGACGGGUUGGUUGCUGGUUUCAUCACAACCAAGCAGUGUGGAAGAAGAUGAAAAGUCUUGGAUAUUUAAAUUUGGUGAAUGAAAAUCAACAUGCUCUUAAUACAUUAAGACGCAUUAUGGUGCUACCCUUGUUACCUGGAGAUAAAAUCAAUCAAGGCCUAAGAUCUGUAAAGAGAUAUGCGCGAAGAAAUGAUAUUAAUAUGAACCUACUAUUUGAUUAUUAUGAAAGGUUUUGGAUUGCCAAAGUAGAAUGUGAUGUAUUAUCUGUUCAUAAUCAACCCAGGAGAACAAACAACCAUCUAGAAUCAUUUCACAAUAAGUUGAGAUAUUCCUUUGGAGUGGCACACCCAAAUCUGUGGAUAUUUCUUAGUCAGUAUCUAUUUUAAUUUUACUUUUUUUUUA